This is a messenger RNA of Mytilus trossulus (common blue mussel), 7657 nucleotides long. RefSeq names its product trafficking protein particle complex subunit 9-like. The record is from RefSeq and is a predicted model, not a curated record. The transcript has 24 exons. Bases 125 to 3646 code for a protein of 1173 amino acids. NCBI's taxonomy places the organism in Eukaryota, Metazoa, Mollusca, Bivalvia, Mytilida, Mytilidae. Gene Ontology annotation, cellular component: trans-Golgi network.
GAAAAUGGCUGUCUCACGAGAGGAGGCGAGACUUUGAGUUUGAUCCUGAUAUUUUGCAGAAAUGAAACGUAGCUGACGAUAAAUCUUUAUAUGUUCCAUAUAAGAUGACCCCUUAAUUUUCAACAUGAGUCUCAUCAUUGAUUAUGGUCAACUAGCAGAAGAUCAUCAAAGCUUACUGGUACUGGUUAACCAGACUGGUACCUUACUUAAUAAUAAGACAUUUAACAGAGCUUGGGAAAGGAUACACAAUUGUAAUUGUAUUGGGAUACCAGGACAAAAAAGAAAAGCAUGGGUUAGGUACAAAAGGUUUUACCCCAAAGAAAAUAAUGAAUGGGGUGAUUUUCAAGCUCAUAGAAAAGUUCUUGGACUUGUUUCAGUCGGUGAAUGCUCAAAUAUUCAAGAAUUUGAAGAUUUAUUUGACUGUUACAAAAAAGUAAAGGAGGAAUAUUCCGAUACUCUGUUUAAUUCAAGAUUAAUUAUUUUUGGAAUGAACCGUGAUGGUUCUCCUUUGUCGGAAGAAGAUAAAAGAAAAUUUUUAAAAAGUGGUAAAACUUCACCUGUGCAUAGUGAAGAUAGUGGCGUAACUUCUGAUCUCAGUCCUACAGAAGUUUGUGGUGAAGUAGACUCUACCAAAGACAAUAAGAUUCAAAAUGAUCCAGAAAUAAGUGGCAGACCACAUAGUAAUAGUUUAACCAAAGAAAGUACUGGAGCUGAAGUCGUUUUCUUCCCAUGCAUUGAUGAAUGUCCAGAUUUAGAAGAGAAAUUAAAGGAAUUCAUUUCUUCCAUAUUUUUUGUUUUGGAUGGUAAGCGUUUGGACAGGUCAUUUGAAAGAGCUGAUAGAAUGCAGCUUAUUUGUGCUCCAUUUGAGAAAAAAGACUAUGUUGGUCUGGAUACUGAUACAAAAUCAUUUAGAAAGAAAUGCCAGGGUCGUCUACGUAAACAUUUAGCAGACCUAUGUUUACAAGCAGGUAUAUCGGGGGAGGCUAUUCUACAUUAUGAGACAGCUAUUGAUAUCCUGAAACCAGUGAAUGAUUGGCUGUGGAUUGGUGCAUGUUUUGAAGGGUUGUGUUCAGCCUCCGUAAUACUAGUCUAUCCACGAGUGAAGAGUCAGACAUUGAGGCGUGUGGAAUCUAUGUCUGUCAAACCAGGUUCUUCAAUGGGGAAGGAGACAAAAAACAGGGCAGGGAGUUUAAAGCACAAUUUGACUACCAAUGGUUUACAGGAAUUAGCUGACCCUGUAGCCAAGACUGCACUUAAUCCAGCUGAUAUCAUUGAUAAGUACAGAGAAUGCAUACUUAAUUAUAGCAAGUUCAAGUUGGCAGCUGUAAUUGAGUUGGAAGCAUGUUUAAAAGCUUGUAGAUUUCUUAUUCAACAAAGGAACUUGUUACAAGCUGCAGAUUUCCUACAGAAUGUCGUUUAUAUCAACAUACAGUCCACAGAUGAAGAUAAGAUAGACAGAUACUGUACACUUUCCCAGCUUUAUACACAGUUAGGAUUCCUGAGGAAAGCUGCAUUUUUCCGAAGAAUAGCAGCCAUGCAGUGUGUGACCCCACAGAACCCACGACCUAACUGGCAGCAAUGUUACCAUUUAAUGAUGCAGUCCCUGGAAGGAUACAAGCUUAUAUUUGAUAUCAAGGACAUUCCUGAUGUGCCCACAUAUGGAUGGCCAAUAGUGCAAUAUAGAGUACUUAAUGAAUUGAUCUACUCUGCUAAAAGAAUGGGUAACCUCCCCUUAGCUGUGAGGCAUUCAACAUUCCUACUGCAAACUCUACACAAGUAUUUAUCGUCUUCAGAGAAGUCAGAGAUUGUGUCUUCCUUAGAAUCUUUGACAGCUCGAUGUGAGGGGACGACACAGGCUCUAGCUCUAGAUAAUGGUGUUAUAUUACCACCACUUCCAUUAACAGAGAUUCCUCAUGUCAGGUCAUUUAGACUGGUACCUGCUGCUCCACAUUUGGAACCAGUCAAGAUUAUCCCAAAGUCUGCAUCAGCAGAGGAAAAACUAUUUAUUUACACACCUCUUUCUAUAGGAUCAAAUAGUACCCCAGAGAAAACAAAUAAAGUUGAUUUCCGAUGGGUGGCUAAAGACUUAUGUGAAGUGCAUUUACAAGUAUUUAACCCAAUGCCAGAAGAACUUAAAAUUACUCAAAUGGGUUUGUUGAUAGAGGGUAUAGAAAUGGAGAUGUACCCUACUAACCCAGUGAUACCUGCUGAAUCAGGACCAUAUCUAGUCAAAAUGAUGUGUCGACCAAAGUCUCACGGAGAACUUAAUAUAUUAGGUUAUUCAACUUUAGUGUAUGGUGUCAACAGUAACUGCCGAUUAAAAGACAUUCCUCAUUUACAUGAAACCCAAUCAAAAGUAGAAAUCAUACCUCCAUUACCUAAUGUUCAAGUCAAAUCAUCAUUUCCCCAGUCAGCCAUGUUUAUUACUGAAUCAGAUGGUGCCAAUGUUGUGACGUCUGCUGCUGCCUCAUUAUACGCAGGUCAAAGUGAGGAAUGUUUGAUAACAGUUCACAACACUAGUGUUCAGCCUGUUGAGAGAGUUGAGGUCAAACUAAGGUGUAAAACUGAAGAGAAAAUGUAUUUCUCCAAGAUAUUUAACUGGUGUUCGGAUAAUAUAGAAUCACAGCUGCCUAUACAGUCAUCAAAGAAGAUGUGUUUUAGCGUGUGUGUUUCUGGUCAUUCUGAUUUCCUUCUGUCUUCCUUUAGUAAACAUUCAUCUACUUCAGGUAGUGAAGUGAGUGAAAAUACAAGUACUGUGAUAAAAGACACUGUCGUUCAUAAGUGCUUUGAGACAACACUCCAGAUUAAGUAUAGCGGUGGUGAGGGAUUAACAGCAGGGUUCUGUCGACUCUGUUCCGUAGCUUUUACUGUAGAUAUUUUACCGUCUGUGAUAUUUGUAAACUGGGAUGUUCUUCCUGCUGAGAGCCCUGACCACUGUGUUUUAGUAUUUGAUGUAAAGAAUGUGAGUGGACAUCAGAUAGAUGUGCAGUACACUGCUGAUCAAAAUGUUAUCUUAGAACUAGAAGAAGUGAGAAGGGUAUCUGUACAGGUAGAGAGGUGUAUUUUUCCUCCUGAACCAGAGCCAUCAAUAGACCUGAAGAACACAGUGAUUAAACAUAUAGGACAUUCCAAUCAUUAUAGUCAAUUCUUAGCUAGCUUUGUGGACAUCCGAUGGAAUAUUCCAUCAGAAUCAUGUUGUGGUAAAGCUAGUAUUGAACAUCUUAAAUGGACUAAAGAACAGUUGGAGUUAAUCACAGUAUCAAAGGUGUCAUGGGAUAUAAGAAUAAAUGAUGAGUUUUAUACUGAUACCUGUAAUCCUGAAGUAUUAGUUGGUAGACUGUUGUUAUUGGAUGUUAAUCUGACCUUGAAAGAAGAUUUAGAGGCCAGUGAAGGUGAACUUGAAGUAUCAUGCUGUAGUAAAGUUAAUGGUGAGAUAGACAGUAUGUGUACUUUAAUGGGAACAGAUUCUCUUUUGGUGCCAAAUGUUGAUGUUUCUAGUGCUGUGAAUUUUUCAACAUCAUUCCUAUUUCAUGUUAGUGGACAUUAUACAUUGAAUGUUAAAUUCACAGUGAGACGGACUAACGCUGAAAGUAUAGUGUUUAAAUGUUAUAAGAUUCUGUUGAUUGUUGAUGAAGAGGAUCGAUAAAAUAAAUGAACUAAUUAUUGACCAUAAAAUACUUUAAAGAAGUGAUGUGUGCUCUUUUCAGCUGAAUGCGACUCUUCCAAAUGGAUUUUUAAAACCAACAGUCAAAAUUCAUUGGAGUUAUGUAUUGACCAUAUAAAACUUUGUUAGUUUUGUGUGAUCUUUUCAACUGAAUUUCUCUCUUCCAUGAAUUAUUUAUAAAACCAAGUGUUGUCAAAUUUCAAUAAUUUGCUCAAAAGUAAUUUGUUGACUAUGAAAAACUUUCACUGAGUUUUGAGUACUCUUUUCAACUGAAUUCAUCUCUUCCGGGUAUGAUUUAUAAAACCAAGUGUUAUCAAGUUUUAAUGAUCCACUCAACAGUAAUUUUGUUGACUAUUGAAGUUUUAUGUGCUCUUUUCAACUGAGUUCUUCUCUUCCAAAUGUGAUUUUUAAAACCAAGUGUCAUCAAAUUUCAAUGAACCAGUUCAAAAAUUACAUUUGGGAAAAACCAUGCAGGUUAGGGAGUUUCCCGUCAUACAAGUUUACAGGGUGACCCAUUGAAACCAUUACAUGUUUAAGAGUUCAUGGUAGUAGAGAAAUUGCCCAAGUUAACCAUUUAAAUCUAAACUUGUUCAUCUUAUUCAAGUUUUUAAUAUGACAUUAUUUAGAAAAGCUUUACAACUACUUAAUUAACCAGAUAAAUUAUAAAUAGAAAAUUAGAUUUUCUCCCAUGUUUGAAUUUGCUAUACACAUAAUUGAUUUCUAAAGAACAAGAUUCAUAGAAUAUUUAAACUUUUGUACUGCAUUUAUUGUGAAUUAUGGACAUUGAUUUAUUUAUUUAAUGCUGAUAUUUAUCCAAAGUAGAUUUAUUUUUUAAGCCAUUAGGCAUUAUAACAAUGAGUUCAGUAUCAACAGAGGCUUUGAAUAUUUAGAUUUUUACACAACAAAUCUUGCCACUUAGUUUCAACUGCUGUAUGUGCUGUUUUAAGAAACAAAUCAUAAUUAAUUUAUUUAAUAUUUUAUGAAAUAUUUUUGCUGUGUAUUCUUUUGAAAUGUUUAUACUAAUGAUAGUUGAUAAUUAAGCAGUGUGUACUGGAUAUUUUACAGGGUUUGUUUAAGGUGGUACCAAACACCUUCACUAAAAUUAAUUUGGCUCUUUUAAUUUUCAUAAAAUUUUGGCAAAGUAUUUAAAUUGACCAUUUAAGAAAAGUACAUGUAUAAAAAUUUCAGAAAAUUUGAACCAACCAUUUUAUCAGAAAAAAUACACUGGUUAUCAUGGUUAUAUAGCAUUUUGACAAACACUAAUUUUGAUCAUUGACAAGCUUAAUAUUCCCUUAACAACACAAUGUCAUUGAAACGUUUUGCAGAUUUUAAAGAGUUAUCUUCCUGUAGUGUUAGGUACCACCUUAAUGAAUCUUGAUUUAUUUAAAAUUAAUUUUCUACCAUAAACUGACAAAUGUUUCAAUAUGAUGUAGUUUGAGUUUGAAUGGUUUCUAUUGGCUGUCAUUUUAAAAGGUUAAAUUGUUGAGCUUUUUAUUUGACUGUGCAAAUUGCUACAUGGGGUACAAGAAGGUCUGAUAAAAAUCCUCACCAUAGUAAGGAAAGGGAAGUAACUAUUCCUUAAAUUGUGUCAAUUGAAACCCUUCUAUAAUGAUAAAUUAUAAUAUAUUGAGGAUUCUCCUUUAGUUAUUGGAAAUGAAUGGAGGAAAUUAAAAAUUGUAAAAAAAGGCAUUAACUGAAAGGUUAACAAUGCUUGUUUAUAUAGUCUAAUUUUGACUCAGCUCAAUUUAUUUUUUAGAUAUUUGUUCUAUUGAAAAAAAUAAUAUUGAAAUUAUUUCACAUUUAGAAUUGUUGACUGUACAGUGACAGAGUUUCAAAUGUAUUAUACUAUAGAAUUAUGAAUAUUAUAGCAGUUUUAUAUUUUUUACAUGAAAAUAUCUUUAGUUAGGUCACAUAUAAUAAGGGUUAUUAAUUGUGAAAUUGGUCAGUGUAUUCAACAGAUUUAGCUUGUAAUUUGUUUUUUUAUAUACAUGACUUCUUGUUGUGUUGAAUUUUGUUUAAAAUAAUGGUUUUAUUCACUAAGCCCCAUGCAAAUUGAAUAACACUUUUAAAAAAAAAUGAAAACCCUAUUUUCAUGUUUUCUUUAGAAUUGAAGGCAUCAACUUGUAUAACAUGUAUAAACAUUUACAAACCAUGUAUUUGUUAUUAACUUGGUCAGUAGUAUAAAAAAACUAGUAUUCAUAUGUCAUUUUCUGACUUUGCAAUUUUAUAGUGCUUUUCUUAAAUGUUAAGUUUUUGAAAGUUAAACAUUACGUCAAGGUUGUGAAAUACGGUGAAAACAUACAGGUAUUUGUAAAUACAUAUAAGUGAAACCAAACUGACCUAGUAUACUGUGGAUUAUUUAUUUUUUUUUGUUGGUAUCAAUUUUGGUAGAUUGUUGAAAACUUGCAUUUUCAUGGAUAUUUGAUAUCCUGGUUUUGCCAAUCUCUGUAUACAAAGCCUAUUGAAAAUAUGAUAUUCGUUUAACAUUCUAACAUAAUGUCCUUCAAAUGCCUUGAGUACAUACCUGUGGUAAAAUAUGAAUAUAUUGUUUGGGCUGUUCCUAUCGUACUCCCUCAUCAUGCUUUUUUAUGAAUGAGCUACCGGACGUCAUAGAAAGAUGACGUAAUAAUAUAAGCAUUUUAUGGGAAAAUACACAGAAAAGAAUGACAAAUAAUGCCUUUACCUAGAGCACUUCGAUCCAAAACUAUCACGUAUUUGUACUAAUAGAAUCGAAAUAAUUAAUAGGGGCUUGAAUAUGUCUUCAUUUUACCACGGGUUGUCCUUUUAUGACGAUAUUUUACCCCUCGCUAUAGCUCAGGGUAAAAUAUUUGUCAUAAAGGGACAACCUGUGGUAAAAUCACGAUAUAUUCAAGCCCCCAUGAAUUAUUUCUUAAUUUUGAAUUUGUGGUUCACCAGUGUUUCGAACGAAUAAUAAUGAAUCCACAGUAGUAAUGUAAAAGAUUUUUUAUACCCUACCAUUGGGCCUUAUGUUUUCCGGUCUGUUUGUCCUUUUGCUCUUUCAUUCAUUCGUCUGUCCUGCUUCAGGUUAAAGAUUUUGGUCAAAGUAAUUUUUGAAGUCCAAUCAACUUUUGACAAGAAUUCAUUUGUAAAAUACUGUUAAUUUAGCAAUUAAUGUGAAUUGCUAUUGUCAAUCACUGAUCAAUGUUGAAAACGAGAUCUUAUAAAUCAUGUACCGUAAAUGAGACCUCAAAAAUAUUUUAUGAAGGAAAAACACUGCUGAAAUUAUAAAUGUAAGGUUUUUUUUUUAUUGCAAAGCUGAAACUGUCUAAUUUUCUAAUAAAAAACCCCACAUUGUAAUGAUUUUCUUUGACAGCAUAAUGCUGAUAAGAAACCUCAAGAUAGUGAUUAUAGGAACUUGAAGCUACAUAUACCCCAUAUUUAAAGAAUUGUUGAAUUUUAAUUAGCUCAAAUGUAAUAUACACCUUUAACUAAUAUACUGCUAAAAAUAUCUUGUACAGUAUAGUGAACAAUUGGGAUGAUGCAAUAUCGAGAUUGAUUUGUGUCAAUCAGAUUUAAAUAUAAAUUCUGCGUCCACGCUUCGUCCACAAGGAUCUUACAACACACUAUUCUAGUUUCUGUUCAGGAGAUCCUUCCACAGAAAAAAAUCUCUUACUUCUAUCAUCAAAUUGUAUGACAGUCACAUAAAAUUAUUUCAUUAUUUUGACAACAAUGUGUGUACAAAACAAACAAAAUAUGUAUAAAUGUCAAAAUGUUCAUAGAUUCAAAAAAUACUUAUUUUUCUGGUAAGAUUUUUUUGGUGCAAUGCGAGUGGCAGUUUAUUAUUGAAUGUAUAUCAUCAAAACAAAACCGUGGAAUCCGAAGAAGUCUUCAAAACAGAAAGUAGAACCCAGUGUUGUCAGAUCCUGCAAGUGUGGACACAGAAUCUAUAUUUGGAUCAGAUUGGAUUUGUGUAGAAUUAUGUAUUGAUCUUUGUUAAAAAUUGUUUUCUUUAUUAAAGCAUAGUUUUAUUUU